Messenger RNA from Spodoptera littoralis (African cotton leafworm), 2668 nucleotides. The record is from the annotation of a GenBank genome assembly. Lineage: Eukaryota; Metazoa; Arthropoda; Insecta; Lepidoptera; Noctuidae.
AUGGAGGAUUCGGGGUUUGGACCUCCGCAUCCAUUUAGAAAGUUUAUGGGAUAUUGCAAUGAUUAUGAUCGGGAUAUGAGAAAGUGUUUGAAAGCAGAGCGCCUUCAAAGACAGAAAGCCAACCUCGAAGACUCUCGCCGUAGACACGCAGAAAUCCGAGCCAGAAUAUUAGCACAAGAGAGAGCUAAACAUCAGCAUUAACUUAACCAUACAGCAUUUUGACAGCAUUUAUUAAACAUGACUACAAUGGAGCCUAACAUACUAGAUUCAAUACCAGACCUAAACAAUCUUAAGUCAUUUACAGAGAGAUAUUUUAGCAAAAGAUACAUUAUAAAUGUUGAUGGAGUAAAGAAUAAUGAUAUCAUGAUUAUGUUCCAUUCAAACAGGAUUGCCCUCUUGUGCCUGGCGCCAAGUCAUUUCUUUUUUAGUAAGAGCAAAGAGUACAAAGUUAAUUAUACAGUAGGUAAUGUAAACAGGUUGAAGAAUGCUGUUAAGGGUAAGGGCAAGAAAGGAGGUCAGGCUCUGAACCCUAAAUCAGUUGUAUGCAAGAUAGAAUAUGAAGACGGCACAAGUUUUGAUGUUCCAUGUGGCAUGAAAGGUACUUUAGUAGAAGUAAAUGAAGAGUUAGUGAACCACCCUGAACUCUUGAAGGAGUUUCCCGAUGCUGAUGGUUAUAUUGCUAUAAUAUUAUCUAGCAUUGCUAUUUCUGAAGCUACUAAAAAUGAAUUAUUGACACCGGAAGAGUAUUUAGAUUUAUUAAAUAACGGUGUAAAUGGUAAAGAAGAUAAGAAAUUAGAAUAGAUUUUGUUUGUUUUAAAAUGUUGUUUUAUUUAUUUCAUUUUUGACUAUGCUAACAUCCAAACAUGACAGACACCUUAGCACACAGCCAGCAACUCCAAACCGCCACUUAGUACCUAUGACCUAUGUCCCUUACACACUUUUUUAGCUUCUAUCACAUUCACAAUCACGCAUGCGAGUGUCUGUCUAUGUACAAAGAGGUCGAUUUAAUAUCUCCUUUAUCAGCAUUACUAGGUACUCGCAUCUCUUAACAGAAACUUUCGUAAUCAUUUCAUUUUAUCAACAAAAGCCAUAUAAUUUUGAAGAAUGAAAUGGUGUUGAAUAUUGAAGUUCUAGAAUUGUUUUUUAUAAUGAGAGUACCCAAACAAUGUUAACGACCUUCUUAAUUAUUAAAUAUUGAAUCGUAAUGGAGCAAGAUCUAAUUAUCAUUAGCUCACUAUUUGUUUUCGAUAGCGUAAAAUGUUUCCAAUAAACACUCCCACCACUAACGAACUAGCGUUAAUACUUAUCAGGAGUUACCGAUUGACCGCUGACCUUUUCUCAUAACGACUAUAGAUAUUGUUUGGCCGUCCGAUGGUGUAAUCAUAUUAUUGUAAGAGUUUGGACAGUGAAAAUGUGUUCGAUAGCACGUACCCGAAUUCUGCUUGCUCCAAAAGUAAUUGCUCCCAAGCAAAUAAUUCCAGGAGCAGUUUCCUUGCGGUGGUUUAGUAACGAACCUAAGGCGACAAAGACACCGUUAUUCAAUUUGCAUACGAAAUAUGGAGGAAGAGUGGUUGAUUUCGCCGGAUUCCUCCUCCCAGUGCAAUAUUCGGAUUUAAGUUUAUCCGAGUCCCACUUGUUUACAAGAAAAAGUGCCUCAAUUUUUGAUGUGUCUCACAUGCUGCAGACCAACGUUCGUGGCAAGGAUUGCAUAUCUUGGUUCGAGUCUAUUUGUCCAGUCGAUCUAAAGGGCAUGAAAGAUGGCUCCAGUUCUCUCACCGUGUUUUUGAACGACAAAGGUGGAAUUAUAGACGACUUGAUUGUUACAAAAGUGAAUGCAGAAACUUUGUAUGUUGUCUCCAACGCUGGGCGAAUGAAGGAGGACAAGAAGCAUAUGAGAGAAACAUCCGAGUUAUUCAGGAAGAAAGGUAAUGACGUGAAUGUAGAAUUCUGGGAGACUAGCCAGAGAGCUUUGAUUGCAUUGCAAGGUCCUAAAGCAGUGGCAGUGCUGCAGACCCUUACGGAUAUUAAGCUGGAAGACUUAACGUUUAUGACAUCUAGAAUGGGCAAAGUAGCCGGAGUAGAGUGUCGUGUAACCCGCUGUGGGUAUACAGGGGAAGACGGUGUGGAAAUAUCAAUACCCGCUGCCGAUGCAGAACACGUCACAGAAGCAUUAUUACAAUCCAGCGAUGUGAAACUUGCGGGCCUCGGAGCGAGGGACUCGUUGCGUCUUGAAGCUGGACUAUGCCUUUACGGCAACGACAUCGAUGAAAGUGUUACACCCGUCGAAGCAAAUUUAACGUGGCUUAUCGCCAAACGCAGACGCACCGAUGACAACUUCCCAGGAUCGUCAAUCAUACUGCGUCAGAUAAAGGAAGGCGUAGCUAAAAGACGUGUGGGAAUCAGGAUGGAAACUGGUCCACCAGCAAGGAAAAACGCGGUGUUGAAAGAUGCUAAAACUUCAGAAACCGUUGGUACUGUAACUAGUGGCUGUCCUGCCCCAUCACUUGGAGUUAACGUUGCGAUGGGCUACGUCAGCGAGUCUCUGAAGAAGGCAGGCACGGAGCUCUUAGUAAACAUUAGAGGGAAAGACAUUCCCUGCGUCGUCGCUAAAAUGCCUUUUAUCCCUUCAAAGUACUACAUAAAAAAAUAAAGAAUUAAUUUUAUGAAA